CCGCGAACAUAAGCUUGGCUACUUCCGUAGUAGGAGGGCAAAAUUGAUUCUAUGUAAACGUGCAUCAGUGAGCGCUUUGAUUCUUUUCAUAGGGUCAUCAUUUUCAGUGUCUACACAGUAUGACAUCAGCUGGAAACACCAUGGACGACGAGGACACAUUCAAGAUCCUCAUUGCUACUGAUAUUCACCUCGGUUUUCUAGAGAAGGAUGCCAUAAGAGGAAAUGACACAUUCGUAACCUUUGAUGAGAUCAUGAAACAAGCCGUGCAAAAUGAGGUUGACUUUGUUUUGUUGGGUGGGGAUCUCUUCCAUGACAAUAAACCGUCCCGCAAGACUAUGCACUGCUGCAUGGAGGUGAUGAGGAAAUACUGCAUGGGUGACCGGCCAAUCAUCUUUGAAAUCCUCAGUGAUCAGGCUGUCAAUUUCAGCCACAGCAAAUUUCCAUGGGUGAACUACUUGGACAGUAAUCUCAACAUCUCCAUCCCUGUCUUCAGUGUGCAUGGUAACCAUGAUGAUCCAACUGGGGCUGAUGGCCUAUGUGCUAUAGACCUGUUGAGCUGUGCUGGUCUGAUCAAUCAUUUUGGCCGCAGUCGCUCAGUGGAGAAACUUGAGAUCAGUCCAGUUCUUCUGCAGAAAGGAAAUACCAGGAUUGCACUUUAUGGAAUUGGUUCCAUUCCAGAUGAGAGACUCUACCGGAUGUUCACCAAUAACCAGGUGACCAUGCUUCGUCCCAAGGAGGAUGAAGAUGGCUGGUUCAACUUAUUUGUCAUCCAUCAAAACAGGAGUAAGCAUGGGGCGACAAACUACAUCCCUGAACAGUUUUUGGAUGAUUUCCUAGAUUUGGUGGUUUGGGGUCAUGAGCAUGAGUGUAAAAUUGCUCCAGUCCGUAACGAACAGCAGCUCUUCUAUGUCACACAACCCGGCAGCUCCGUCAUCACCUCGCUGUCACCAGGAGAGGCAGUCAAAAAGCACAUUGGGUUAUUGAGAGUGAAAGGGAAAAAAAUGAAUCUUCAGAAAAUUCCUCUACAGACCGUCAGGCAGUUUUUCAUUCAGGAUGUGACACUCUCAGAGCACCCUGACCUUUUCAGCCCAGAGCAACCCAACGUCAUGCUCAAAGUCAUGGCUUUCUGCCAGGAGAAGGUUGAAGAGAUGCUUGAAGAGGCAGAGAGACAGAGACUUGGGAAUUCUCUAACUCCCCAGAAACCUCUCAUCAGGCUACGAGUGGAUUAUAGCGGGGGUUUUGAAGUUUUUAACACUAUGCGCUUUAGUCAGAAGUUUGUAGAUCAAGUGGCAAAUCCCAAAGACAUCCUGCAUUUUAUCAGACACAGAGAGGCCAAAGACGAUGUUAAAGAAGAAGGUAUGGACUUUGCGGCAAUUCUCUCUCGUCCCACCUCUGAAGUCUUACAGCUGAGAGUGGAAGAUCUUGUGAAAGAAUACUUUCAGAAAGCUGAGAAGAAUGUGCAGUUGUCUCUGUUGACGGAGCAAGGCAUGGGAAAGGCAGUGCAGGAGUUUGUGGAUAAGGAGGAGAAAGAUGCUAUAGAAGAACUCAUAAAGUACCAGCUGGAGAAAACUCAACGGUUCCUCAGAGAACGACGGGUUGAAGCCACAGAGGAGAAGAUUGAUGAGGAGAUUCGACAGUUUCGAGACUCAAAGAGGAACACAGCAGAAGAGGAUGAGGAAGUGCAAGAGGCUAUUAUUCGUGCAAAAGCUCAUAGGGACUGCAGUGAUUCUGUUAGAGAUGAUGACCUCAACCUAUCAGAUGAGUCAGCUGACAUUGCUGUGGAAUCAGAUGAAGAGUACACUUCUGCUCCUACAAUCCGUGGAAGGGGGCGUGGCUCCAGAGGUUCAAGCAGAAGAGGAAGAGGAAGAGGAAGAGGUUCUGCCUCAAAGUCAGGGCGGGAUGGACAUGGACAAAAAGGAUCUCUCUCAAGUGCACUGACAAGCAAGUCAAUAAUGGAUGCAUUCCAGGGUUCAACCCAGAGGUCCUCUCGUGGAAACACACCAAAGACAUAUGCUGAUGAGAUUACAAUAGAGGACAGUGACUCUGAUGAGAAUGUUGCAUUUUUAAAAUGUUCCAAGCCAAAGCAAAAGCCAACUUCAUUAAGUGCCAAUAAGAGGGUCUCCCAGAGCCAGAGCCAGUCUUUUAAAGGAGUAUGUUUUGAUGAUGAAGUUGAGGAUGAGUUUGAUCCAUUCAAGGGGUCAAGACCGCAGCGCAGAUAAGGAAAGAAACCCAAUUGCUUGUCUACUUUUCUCAGUCCUUCCAGAGUUUUUGCAGAGAUUGGAGUAAAAUAGUUUGUUGAAGAUUAACUUGCCUACAGUUGUUUUAAAAACUGUUAGAUGUUAGAUGAUGAACAUUGUUGUCUUCUAAUGUCCCAGAUAUUUAUUUGAGGACAUGCAUCCAUGUGUGUUUAUGAAAGCAAAAGUGUGUUUAUGUCUGUUCCAAGCCAAUAAAAACCAUAAACUGUCA
Molecule: messenger RNA, 2466 nt
Organism: Carassius auratus (goldfish)
Lineage: Eukaryota; Metazoa; Chordata; Actinopteri; Cypriniformes; Cyprinidae
Gene: mre11a
Product: MRE11 homolog A, double strand break repair nuclease
Exons: 20
Coding region: 120-2219 (699 amino acids)
Biological process (GO): mitochondrial double-strand break repair via homologous recombination; meiotic DNA double-strand break formation; telomere maintenance
Cellular component (GO): nucleus; Mre11 complex; site of double-strand break
Molecular function (GO): manganese ion binding; 3'-5'-DNA exonuclease activity; single-stranded DNA endonuclease activity
Source: RefSeq, a predicted model, not a curated record